AUGACGGACGUGCUGAGCGAGCUUCUGGAGUUUGCCUACCGCUACAUGACGGACGUGCUGGGCGAGGCCCGCGUGUAUGCGGAGCAUGCGGGGCACCCGUCCCUGGAGGUGGACGAUGUGCGCCUGGCCGUGCAGGCCAAGGUGUCCUCCUCCUUCUCCCAACCGCCGCCCAGAGAGGUGCUCAUGGAGCUGGCGCGAGCACGCAACGCCGUGCCCAUCCCGCCCAUCGCCGGGUCAGGGCUCUUUGCACUCCCCCCUGAAGCCGAGUGCCUGCUGCAGCCCAACGUGCAAAUCUCUGUCCCCCUGCCCGGCCCUGCCGCUCGUGGGUCGCACAAGAGGCAGCGAGAGGGAGAGGCAGGAGGAAAAGCAGGGGGGCGGGGAGGAGGGGGGAAGGGAGGGGACGCUGCAGCAAGAGUAAAGAAGGAGCAAGGGGGGGCGGAGUCGCUACAAGAUGGGAAAGCUGGUGUAGGGGGGGCUAAGACCGUCGUCGCAGCACGCAAUCCCAACGCGUUAACGCCGUGUCCGUCGCCGCAACCCCCUCCCCGCUCCACCACCUCCUCCUCCUCCGCCUCGCCUCACUCGUCGCAUCCCCCACACUUUUCGCACACGCUUCAGCCUACUGCUCCCCUUCCUGCUAAGGCCCUGACCUUCGAGUUCAACCACGUGUUCGGCUAUGAUUCGUCCAAUUUCGAGAUCCUGCCACCUGCUGCCUGGCAGGUAUACACCGAGUUCUGCAAGGGAGCGGUGGAGAGGGCUGUGGCGGGGUGCAGAGCAGUGGUGCUGGUGUACGGGCAGACGGGCACAGGCAAGACGCACACCAUCAGCGGAAGCAACGUGGAAGCGGGGGUCUUCCACCAUGCCAUGGCGGAUGUAUUUCGGGCGGCACAGAGUGAUGACGUGUCUCGUCAUGGUGCCAGCUGUCAGAGUGCUGACGUCAGUGCAGCUGAGCAUGAGGCCGUGGGAGCAUUGGAACAGUCCACGUCAGCAGUGCAGCGCCAGCCAGCAGCAGACACGUCAGCAACGGUUGGGAACGCAACGUCAUCAUCUCCAGGAGAGGGGGGUUCUCCAGCCGCGAAUCAAUCGCCACCGUUGAUGUGUUUCCUAUCAGUGGUGGAGAUUUACAACGAGAGAGCCGUUGACUUGCUGCAGGGAGUAAAACCCAGCUCAGUGCAAUCGAAGGAGAAUGGGAACAGUCGCAGUGACAGCUCUGACAACAGCCUCUCACGCACAGCAGGGAGGAAGCUUAUAACGGAGCAGCAGCUGCACUCAGUGGAAGAGGCUGCAGUGGCGUUUGAGUUGGCAGGGCACAGGCGCAAGGUGAGGGGCACGAGCAGGAACAAGCAGAGCAGCCGCUCCCACAUGCUCUAUGUCAUCCGGAUCAGAAGAACGCUGCCAGUGAGUGGCACGGAGGGGAGAGCGAUGGUUACCGACCAGAAUGAAGGUCACUACAACGAAGUGCACAAUAAUGAAGGGGUGUAUAGCGAAGGCAUGCUGUACCUGGUGGAUCUGGCAGGCAGCGAGAGCUGCAAGGGAGAAGACGCAGCAACAGCAGCCGCAGCAGGGAGUGGAGCACAAGCAGGAGGAGCAGGAACAGGAGGGAGGGAGCAGCAGCAGGAGGGCCCGUGGUGGGGGGGAGAGAGCCCUGUAGUGCCGCUCAUCACAGGCCUUCCCACAGGACCGCUCGUGCCGCCCCUGGCCCACCGCCAGAAGCAGUACCAGCAGAAGCGGGGACAGGUUCAGAUACAUUCACAGCAGCAGCAGCAUCAGCAGCAGCAGCAGCAGCAGAAGCAGCAGCAGCAGCUGGUGGGGGGGCAGAGGCGGGUGGGGCAGAGGGAGGCGAAGAGGAGGGAGACGGAGAGCAUCAACAAGAGCCUGCUCGCGCUCACCUCCGUCCUCACGCACCUCAGCCAAGCUCGGCCGGGCCUCCCGCCGUACCGCCGGUCUCUGCUGACGCGCCUGCUGCAACCGUGUCUGGGAGGCAGGUCCGGUAGCGGCAACGGUGGCAAUGGGGGAAGCAGGGUUACUGUGCUGUGCUGUUCUGCAUCGACCCUCAGGACGUCCACGUCAGCAAGACCACUCUCAGGUGAGUAUUCAGGUGCCCCACACUUUUGGUAUUCUGCCAUGACACGGCGAAUCCGCAUGGACUAUCGCCCUUCCAUACUCUCACUCUCCGUGCCCAAGCAUGCCCCACCGGUCGUCCACAAGCCACCCAGGCGCCGGCCAGCAAAGGCUCGUUCUUCUGAGGCACAACCCAAGAGUGCCACUCCGGGUGCAGAGAAGAGCGCCUCUCCGGCACAAAGAGAGAAUCGGCAGAAGGGCGUCCGGACAGGUGUGACCGGGGUGGGUGACGUGGAGGAGAGGAGGGUCAAGGCAGAGGAGGGUGCAGGUGGGGAAAGGAAGAGAGUGGGGAUGGAGGAGCAAGGGGGGGAUAUGGGAGUUGAAGAGGAGGUGAGGGUAGUGGUUGAGGAGAGGGAGAGGGAGGAGAAGGUGUUGGAGGUGAGGAGCAGUGAAGGUGAGGGAGAGGAGGGGAAGAGCCAAUCUGUGCAACAGGAGUUGCAGCAGAUCACGGUUUCGCCCCAGGUGCAGCCCCAGGAGGGCAGCACGGAGCAGCAGCAGCAGCAGCAACAACAGCAGCAGCAGCAGCAGCCGCACCAGCAGCAGGAACCGCAGACCUCUCAGCAACGCGGCAUUCUGUCAAAGACACAACAGCAGCACCUGCAAGGCGGUCAGUGGCACGUGCAGCAUGUAAAUAGACCGAGGCACCUGGAUCGCCGAGAGCAGCAGGUGUGGGUGCUGCAGCAACGGGUGCAGCAGCUGCAGCAGCAGAACCAGCAGCUGCAGCGGCAGCGUCUGCAGCUGCUGCUGCUGUGGCGCAGAGGGGGAGCGGGCGGGGGAGGAAGAGGAGGAGGAGGGUGGGGGGAGGAGGGAGGAGGUGCGGCUGAGAUGCUGCUGGCAGCAGGAGGAGCUGUAGAGGCACUGCUUGCAGCAGGCGUGGACGUAUCUUCUGAGUCAGAAAGCAGCUGCGAUGGGGAUUUGCACAGGGAGAGUGCUGCUGUGGGCAAGGUGACGCAGUGGGGGUCGGAAGGAGGGGAGGGGGGAGAUAGAGAAGGGGACGGGUGCAAGGGGAAAGGUGAAGAGAGGAGGAGGAGGAAGGGGUGGGGCUGUGUUGGCAGCCAGGAUUCUCCCGCUGCAGGUGCUGUAAGGGAUGUACCACUGGAGCGUGCACUCCAAGACAAGGCUUCAGGAAAUGUGCUUCAAACGAAUGGAAUUGAAGGGAACGUGCUUCAGGAAUGUGGGUUGAAUGUGGAAGCUGUUGGGGUGGUGUGUGAGGAAGAGUUAGCAGGGGAAGCAGUGCUUGAGUGGUACAAUGGCUACGGUGACUAUAGCGAUAAGGAGAAUGCGUAUAGCGAGUAUGGUGUGACAGCACAGGCACAUGCGCAUCUGGAGCAGAUGGGGCUGGGACUAAGUACCGCUGCCACUGGAGCUGCUGCUGCUGCUGCUUUUGACUUAUCUCGUUCUCCUGACAGUGGCAGCGGCAACGUGUCUCCCAAUCCCUCCUCGCCCAGCCCUUCCUCACCCAGUCCCUCCUCUCCCAACAGAGGGGACGGGGAGGAGGAGGAGGAGGUAGAGGUGGAGGAAGACAGUGUGUUUGUUGACGUGGGAAUCUGCCUGAAGCAAGUGGAGAAAGGGAAGGGAUGGAGGGAAAUGGACAUGGAAGGACAUCGAGCUCUGGAAGGAGAGGAUCGUGCAGUGGAAUUUUUUAACGGGGGUGUCGGAGGCAGGAAGAAGUUGAAGGAGAGGUCUGUGUUGCUGCAGCGCUGGUUGGCAAUGGCAUGUGUGUGCUUUAGCAGCCAGAAUGAUGUUGGUGUGGUGUAG
Closterium sp. Naga37s-1 is the source of this 3876-nucleotide messenger RNA. Lineage: Eukaryota; Viridiplantae; Streptophyta; Zygnematophyceae; Desmidiales; Closteriaceae. The record is from the annotation of a GenBank genome assembly.